Molecule: messenger RNA, 960 nt
Organism: Penicillium waksmanii
Lineage: Eukaryota; Fungi; Ascomycota; Eurotiomycetes; Eurotiales; Aspergillaceae
Product: E3 ubiquitin-protein ligase MARCH
Exons: 2
Coding region: 1-960 (319 amino acids)
Molecular function (GO): zinc ion binding
Source: RefSeq, a predicted model, not a curated record
AUGCAGUCCAGCUAUGAGUCGGAGAUGCCGGAUGCUGCUGGUCAGCAUCACCCACAGCACCACCCUCAACCAGAGCCAGAGCCGAAGACAGAGCCUGAGCCAGAUCACCAACACAGCUAUCCUGCCCGCGUCUGCCGCAUCUGCCUAGAGACCGUUUUGCCAACCUUGCAACCGUCUGAGUUUUUACAAAAGCCUCGCGUCGUAUAUCUCUCUGAAGACCCGGAACUAGGUCGCCUGCUUCGCCCAUGCAAAUGCAAAGGCUCCUCGCGUUAUGUCCACGAGGGCUGUCUGCAAACAUGGCGUCACGCUGACCCCCGGUAUGGUCGUCGCAAUUUCUGGCAGUGUCCCACCUGCGGCUUCCAGUACCGCUUGGAACGGUUGACCUGGGCUCGGUGGAUCAGUAGUACGAGCACGCAGAUCUUCCUGACCAUAAUCAUCUUGUUUUUGACCGUUUUCAUCCUUGGUUUUGUUGCUGACCCCAUCAUUGAUUUCUACCUCGGUCCCCUGGAUGAUAUUCCCCUGGACGUUGACAUUGACUUUGACGACGAGAAUGCCUCCUGGCUGGAACAUAUUCUCAAAGGGAUGGCCUCUUUGGGUCUACUCUCGUUCAUUCGGGUCGCUUUCACCAUGUCGCCUUGGUGGGGUGCCCGCAGUAUUGCCGGCGGUCGUUCCACCAAUGGUCGAGAUCGGGUGCGCUCGUUGAACUGGCUUUUUGUUGUGAUGGGAAUCGUCAGCUUCUUAUGGGCUGUGUACAAAGGUGUUCGAUCAUGGACCAAGCGGUCUCUUGAACGCGCUGGCGAACGUGUCAUGGAUGUGCCUCUCCCCGAUGACGAGGAAGAAGAACCUGGGCCAAUGCCCAAUGUAAAGCUCGAUCCAAAUCCAAAUCCAGGACCAGAACCAGAAACAGAACCAGAAACAGAACCUCCCCCCCUCGCCAUUCCACGCCGCAAUGGCGCAUGA